Molecule: messenger RNA, 255 nt
Organism: Symbiodinium natans
Lineage: Eukaryota; Dinophyceae; Suessiales; Symbiodiniaceae
Source: the annotation of a GenBank genome assembly
AUGGUUUGUUUACGAGAUGCGGAGGAGGCCUUAGCUGCGGAAAAUUGGCGCAGCGCAGCGGAGCUGUUCAGCAAAGGGAUAAAUGAGCUGCGGGAGAACCUGGCAGCCGGACCCAACCUGGCUCUUUUGGUGGCGGCUUACAGUGGCCGUGGCAAGGCGUUGGCCGAGAUGGGACGCCAACGUGGCACGCUGCCAGCGCAAGCGGUCACGCUGAAGGCAGCCUUGGCAGAUGCUCGUGCUGCAGCCGACGGCUGA